AUCCCCCCUUCCCCCCAUAUUAACCCCGCCAUCACCCUGAAAAGUACAUGAAACAGGUUUUUAUCAUGAGUCAAUGACUGGCUGACUGUGCGUGUGCGUGUGUGUGUGUGUGUGUACAAUGGCACAGUGAAACAGGUUAACAUCACCUAAUGAUUGUCAAUAAGCAUUUUGUGUCCUAUUAAAUUCACACACACACACACACACACACACACACACACACACAGGAUGUACUAAAAAUUCUGCAGUGAUUGUGGUGGCAUUUUGGUGAUGGUGGUGGUAGUGGUGGUGGUUGCGGUAGCGGUGGGGGUGGCGGUAGGGUAGUGGUGGUGGUGGCUGGGUGGUGGGGCUGGUGGCGGCAGGGUGGAGGUGGGGCUGGUGGUGGAUGACGUCGUGGCAGAUCAGGCCCAGCAUCAGCAAACUUAUACAGGUGGAAAAAUGGUGCUGCCAGGCCGCAGUGAAUUCCCGGCACGUCCUCUCCGUUGUUUUAUUUACCCAUAAUUGAGUUCAUGCGUGUUAGGAGGGCGCCGAAAGGAAGAUGAUCCGAUUGGGGGCUUCGAUGUUCACGGCUUCGGUCAUGGAUGGGUAACACGGCAUUCCAUGUAUGGCAUUGCAGUGGUGAGGAUGUCUCGCGCGGCCGUGGAAGAGGAACGAAGGCCACGCUGGGAGGAUGUUUGUGUGGCUUCUCCCGCCCCUCUGCGCUCGCCCUCCCAGCUCACUCUGGCGUGGCUGCAGCAAAUGCUCACCUACUGGAGGAGGCAGCCAGUCAUCGUGGCGUCCUUCACGGUGGAUGCACAGGGCGGCAGUGAUGGGUUCCUUAGUGAGAUCCUCUUCGUUGAUGUGAGGUGUGCCGCUGAUGGGGAGGGCAGCGGGCAGGCAGGGAGGGACUGUCGCCUCGCCGUGAAGCUUCUACCCGUCGAUCCGGUGAAACGACUGCUCGUCCUGGGCCAGAAGGUUGCCCUGCGGGAAAUCGGUGCGUGCAGGUUCCUCAGCAGCGACGUCAUGACUGACCUCUGCUGCCAGCACGGUUUGCAGGUGCCCGUGCCGCAAGUUAUCUACGCUGAGGCAAGCCUUGACGCCAUGACGCUCGUUUUGGAUGAUCUCCGAGAAGAAUACGAGGUCGUGUGUCCCAAGGAGGGCCUGGGCCUGGCUCGGGUGAGGGCCAUGCUGGAGGCCAUAGCGGUGGUCCACGCCCUCGGGCGAGUGUGCAUCAUGGAGCGCGGCGUCAACAGUAUUCUUCAAUACCUUCCAGGUGUGUCUGGGGGUGACGAAUUUUUGGAUGGUUACGUCAGGUCGGGUCUCGCACACUUGGCCUCCUUCUCCUUCAGCGACUCCAUGAAAAAGCUCCUCAUUGACCUCAUUCCCAUUGCUCGCCGCCUCGGCGUGGUGCCAGCGGCGGCGCGGACAGUGCCAGACACCCUCCUGCACGGGGACUACUGGGCGGGCCAGGUCAUGGUCGGCAGACACGAGCAGGAUAGAGCAAAAAUUCUCGACUGGCAGUUCGCGCGAGUCGGGAAUCCGUUCGUGGACGUCGUGACGCUGCUGGUGAUGAGCGCCGCCCCAGCGGUGCUGAGUCACCACCUGCAAGAGGCCGUGGAGUCCUACUGGAGGAGCUACACGGCCACCCUCGCCGCCUGCUGUGUUCCCUCGGCCGACGAGACACUGGGAGAGGCAGAGACAACCAUGCGAGGUGUGGAGGCGGCGGUGGCGGCGGUGGAGGCCUCGUGGCACCUUGGCCUACGCAUGUUCCUGGCCAGCGUGCAGACCCACCUGGCCCACGGCAGGGUCACGAGGGACAGGGUGGCCCGCGUCCUCGACCUUUUGCACAACAAGGGCGUCUUGGCCGCUGUUGUGGGUGUCUCGCCGGGAAAAUGUUGACCACCGUGAUCGCACGUGUUGCCUGGAUCACUGCCUCGGAUGGCCAAACAAGGGAAGAGUGACUGGUCGGUGAGGUGGUGUGGAGGAGACCUAUUGAGGAUGUAAAACGGUGUGGAGGAGAUAGGUAUGGAGAUAAUGUUAGGUGUUCGUGUUUAUUUUCAUGUUGGUAUCGCUUUUAAAUAAACUCAUUACGUAAGCUA
Molecule: messenger RNA, 2075 nt
Organism: Eriocheir sinensis (Chinese mitten crab)
Lineage: Eukaryota; Metazoa; Arthropoda; Malacostraca; Decapoda; Varunidae
Exons: 2
Coding region: 598-1875 (425 amino acids)
Source: RefSeq, a predicted model, not a curated record